UCCCUCUCCCUCCUCCCCUCCCCAGGCCUGGGCGAGCGCUGCUGUGGACCAGAGCCUCCUGGCCAGCGGACUCACUGGACCUUGGACUCUGCAGCCCUUGAGGCCAGUGCCCUUUCCCGCUCUGGAAAGGAAGAGAAAUGGAAGUGAAAAAGUUGAGCAUUUCCUGGCAGUUGUUGAUAGUUCUGGUUCUGAUCCUGCAAAUUCUGUCUGCGUUGGCUUUUGACCCGUACAGAGUCCUAGGGGUCACUCGAAGAGCCAGUCAGGCUGAUAUUAAAAAGGCUUAUAAGAAGCUCGUCCGGAAAUGGCAUCCUGACAAAAACAAACAUCCUCAAGCAGAAGACAAGUUCAUUGAAAUUAGCAAGGCUUACGAGAUUCUUUCCCAUGAAGAAAAGAGAUCUGAAUAUGAUAUUUACGGGCAGGGUAGAGAGAACCAGGACCACCAGAAGCAGCAGGAGCAUCGCUUCCGCCAGUUCCCAGGAAGUUUUUAUUUUGAGGAAUCGUUCAUGCACUUCCCCUUUGGUUCUGAGCAUCAGGAGCCCAUUGAUGAGAGACAUUUAUUGCACUUUUCAUAUUAUGUGAAUAAAGUGGUUCCCGAUAGCUUCAAGAGACCUUACCUCAUUAAGAUCACCUCAGAUUGGUGCUUUACCUGUGUCCACAUAGAGCCUGUUUGGAAAGAAGUAGUCGAAGAACUGGAAGGAUUGGGUAUAGGGAUCGGCGUGGUCCAUGCUGGGUACGAGAGGCGCCUGGCCCGUCACCUGGGAGCACACAGCACACCUUCUAUCGUCGGAGUCAUAAACGGGAAAGUCUCCUUCUUCCAUAGCGCGGUUGUCUCAGAGAACCUGCGACAGUUUGUAGAGAACCUUCUUCCAGGGAACUUGGUGGAGAAAGUUACAAAUAAAAAUUAUAUCCAGUUCCUCUCUGGCUGGCAGCAAGAGAACAAACCACAUGUCCUUCUGUUCGACAAAAUGCCGGUUAUACCACUGCCAUUCAAGCUGACUGCUUUUGCACACAGAGAGGGUUUCUUAUUUGGAUAUGUGUAUGUCGGUUCGAGAGGGGCGGAAGAGAUGACGGGGCAGUACAACGUCAACGUCUAUGUUCCCACCAUCUUGAUCUUUAAAGAGUACAUACACAAGCCUACGGACGUUAUCGAGGCCCCACAUACGAAGAAGGAGGCCAUUGAUGACUUCAUCAGCCAAAACAAGUAUCUAUUAGCAACCAGGCUCACCAACCAGAAGUUGUUCCAGGAACUCUGCCCCGUAAAGCGGUCUCACCGACAGAGGAAGUACUGUGUGAUUUUACUGAUUCCCGAGGCCACCAAGUCGAGUGAAGCCUUUGAGGCCUUCCUGUCCUUCGCGCAGGCAAACUCACAAGACACAUUGCGAUUCAUGCACGUCUACAGCAACCGGCAGCCGGAGUUUGCCAACGCCUUCCUGCCAGACAGCGAGACGUUCCGAGGGAAGUCGGCGGUGUCUAUCUUAGAAAGGCGCAACAUGGGAGGCAGGGUGGUCUAUAAGACCCUGGAGGACCCCUGGACAGGGAGUGAGAAUGAUAAAUUCAUCCUUCUGAGUUAUCUCGAGCAGCUGCGGAAAGACUCCACUCUUCUGUCCUCAGAAGCUGUGCUCCCCGACUUGAUCGAUGAACUUGCCCCUAUUUUCUUCAUUCGGUGGUUUGUCACUGCUUUUUCCUACAUCUCAGACUGGUUGGAAGACCUGUAUUACAACAACUGGCGGGAAAUGAUACCCCUCCUGUCUCUGGCCUUCUCCGCCUUAUUCGUCCUCUUCGGCACCUUCGUCAUCCAGGCAUUCUGUGACUCAAACUAUGAUCGAGAGUCAAAAAAUCCAGACAAAAAGAAAGCCCAGGAGAAGGCCGAGAGGACUGUGUCCAGCUUCACCAAAGAGAACACCAGCAAGACCCCUAGAAAAGGCUUUGUGGAGGUGACGGAACUCACGGAUGUAACGUACACCAGUAACUUGGUGCGCCUGAGGCCAGGCCACAUGAACGUGGUCCUCAUCCUGUCCAACUCCACCAAGACCAGCCUCCUGCAGAAAUUCGCUCUGGAGGUCUACACGUUCACUGGGAGCAGCUGCCUGCACUUCUCCUUCCUGAGUCUCGAUAAACACAGAGAGUGGCUGGAAUACUUGUUAGAAUUUGCUCAGGACGCAGCCCCGAUCCCAAACCAGUAUGACAAGCACUUCCUGGAACGUGACUACACGGGUUAUGUGCUGGCUCUGAAUGGCCACAAGAAAUACUUCUGCCUCUUCAAGCCCCAAAGAGCAGUGGAAGAGGAGGAAGCCUUGGGGGCAAGUGAUGUUGACCCCUCCUUGCCCCCGGGGGAAUCGCGAGGGCAGGCCGGCAGCCUUGGGUCCAAGCCCAUCAAAGGGAAACUAAGCAAGCUGUCCCUGUGGAUGGAGCGCCUGUUGGAAGGCUCCUUGCAGAGGUUUUACAUCCCGUCCUGGCCUGAGCUAGACUGAGGGGCAGCAGCGAGAGACUUGAAUCCUCAGACCCAUUGCAGGCCCCUGUGCACAGGUAUUUAUUUGCAGGACUCAAACUAUCACCACGGACAGAGUCUAGGUUUUAGAUGAUUCUUCUAGAGCAGUGGCCAGAAGAACCUUUCCUUUGUCCUGCUUUGUCCUGUUCUAACCUAGGAGUGAAAAUAUUUUCCUUUGGGAUUUUCUUUCCUGUCUGAAUGCCGCACUAUUUAAAAUAGACCGCUCGUCCCUCUUCCCUACGGUCCCCCCGCGCUCACACCCCCUCUCCUGUCCAGUGUCUCUGCCCGGGAGCACAGACAUUUGCCCUGCAGCGGUACCAGGAGCCUGGUGUGCUGGUCGCUGGCUGGGGUGUUCACCCGCCUCCCCCCCACCCCCAUCCCAGCCGCUGUGCUUCUGCUGCGGUGCAUGCUGUAACAGUGGGACAGCCCACAGCAGCUUCUGGGCCCCACGGCCUGAAAGAGGCCGGGUCCCAGCAAUCUUACGUUUAGCGGUCUUUGUGGUAGUAAGUGGCUAACGGAUAUUUUGGGGGUAUCCCCCUACUGCAGUUUGUCAGACAUGGUUUUAAAAGCAUAGGGAUGAGUGGGGGUUCUGCAUGUGAGUUUGGGUUUCUUCCCAAGGCAAGAGGAGGACUGGGCAGUGACUGAAGUGACCCCUUCCUGAGCAUCCCAUCAGCCGCCUCCCCAACACGAGAAGUAGCCAAGAGGGAUCCGCACGGCAGAAAGUACUGUAACGACUUGAGCCAUUUAUGUGUAUGUUUUUAGAUGCCUUUCUGCCUCUGUCAGUCUUAGGGUAUGGAUAUUAGGAGCCAUAACUUUAACCUUGUUCUCUGAACGUAGAGAUAAGCUGCUAUAAGCCAGUAGAUGUUAAACUGAAGACAAAUUAUUCCCACCUGCCACGAGUGGUGUCUCUUUAGUAAAAUACCAGUCACGUCUGUGUAUCAAGGAACCUAACAUUUCUCAGCAAUCGUAUUUUGAGCAGUUACCCCAAAAGUGCUGUAUCUUCAAGUCCUCAUUUGUGACAAGUGAACCAAGACUUGUUCUAGACUCCUGUUUUGCAAAAGGCUUAUUACGUACUUUGAGCUCCUGCCUGUAUUUGGAUGUCUCGUCUUCAUCAUCUCACUCUUCACUUACAGCUGCUCCACCAGUAGCAGGUCAGUCCUGGCACCAGCUUGCUGAGCUCAGGGUGAGAUGGACGCCAGGCUGGAUCACUCCAGCAGCUGGAGAGCUUACCUUUUCUCUUUCGGGCAAAACCACCAGUGGGGUGUGGACAGCCUCAAAGAGUGGUCUUUUCCAUUGUCAAAGCAGAUGGCCCCUUAAGGGUAAUUUGUAAAGUGAAAGGUCAAAAUCAGUGAUGGGACAAAAUAAGUUCAUAUUUUCUUUAAUCAUAACUGCUUUAAACUAAGCCAUUUGGAUCCCGAAUGACUUAAAUACUGAGCUACAGUGACAAGUAGUCAAUUAUUUGGGCCCAGGAAUGCCUGUAGUUGUCAUGGAAUCUACAGCUUUAUGGAAAAGGCGAAGAAUCACCGCCAGGCUUCCUUCCCCACGUGGUCCUCCAAAGUGGAUGCUGACUCCGAGGGCCGCCUCGCAUGGCACCUGACCAGGUAGACGUGAUCACGGGAUUCAUUUGGCUCCUUGAUGCGUCACUCCUCAAAGUUAUUUCCUGGGUCUUUUAUGGCCAAGUUUACUUAAAUGAGUUUGUUUUGCUUUUAUGGUAGAUUUUAAUUUCUGGUACUAAUGGGAUUCCUGGCCAUAAUUUCGGAAAACCAAAACCUCCCCAGAUUUCAUUUUUAAAAAUUUCAUCAUUAAAAUAAAAAGCACCUGCCAUUUGCACUAAGAAAGGAAAGAUAAUAGGAUUAGAAACAUUCCUGGCAAAUACUUCAGCCCACCAAUUCUACAGAUCUCUCUGGGCAGGCAUGUCUGCCAGAGGACACUGGGAGCCCUUAUUUUAAAAUGAACUUUACCCUUGGCCACCAAGCCUUUCCUCCUGCAUGUUGUUUCCAUUAAUUUAUUUACUUUUGUGUCAAAUGUAUGAGCCAUUGUCUGCUCAGCCAAUGCCACCGUUUCUCUUCCUAAUGUAUGUAACCACACAGACCCAGUUUUGGUUUCAACUUCCUAGUUUUCAAAUAUGUAUCUUCAAAAGACAACAUUGAUGAUUUUAGAGGUAGCUUUUUCUGGUUGAUAGCAUCUACGCAUCAUGUUUAGCCGAUGGGGAUGAAAACUGGUCUUAAAAGUCUUUGUUGAAUACACACCCAUUUACCAAAUAUUUUUUUAUUGCCAAGGUGUCAGUGGCACGACUUGUCUAACACAGAGGUGGGCAGCCCCAGCUAAGCUGGUUCAGUGAGCAAGGCAGCCCUGAUUUCCACUGGGCACCGUGGUCUCGCUGCCAUCACUCACUGACCAUGAAACUUGGUUGUGGUUUUCAAGUAAUAGGUUGAUUUCCUCCUCGUUCAGUACAUAAAUGUUUUCCUGAUAUAAAGAGAAUAGGAUCUGAAUGUGGCUGAAUGAUUUGCUUUGUUUGGGAAAUGGGAUUAGAAGCAAACGCUCCAAGAAAAUUGUUAAGGAAAACUCUUUAAAAGCUGAUGCAAAACAUUUUACCGAAUGAAAUGUUGCUCGAAUCCUAAUACCUGCCAUUGUCCCUUGAAAACAAACGAAGUGUGGCAACUGCUGACUCUCUGUUCAGUUUGUGAUUAUACUUUCGAGACAGACCUGAAAAGAAAGUGGAGAUUUUGCACUUUUGAUACUCUUAGGAACAAAUAACUUAUUUGGCAAGUGGUGUCCUUUUUAUGUUGUUUUUGUUUUGUAUUGUGAACAGGCACUAAAGCUGAUGUUAUUUUCGUUUUAAGAAUAUUACCGACUGGAAACAAAUAAACUAUUUUAAUGUGUGAUGAUUACGGGUA
Molecule: messenger RNA, 5385 nt
Organism: Myotis lucifugus (little brown bat)
Lineage: Eukaryota; Metazoa; Chordata; Mammalia; Chiroptera; Vespertilionidae
Gene: DNAJC16
Product: DnaJ heat shock protein family (Hsp40) member C16
Exons: 15
Coding region: 138-2471 (777 amino acids)
Source: RefSeq, a predicted model, not a curated record